ACCGCAUCACAAAAUCAACAUUUUUUGUCUAAAAUAUAACUGAAAAUCAAGUUGAACCUGCUGUCUUUUUGUGAUUUUGACCAUUGCACGACCAGCAUGGAGCAAAGGGAUAUUGUGGCGUUUAUAUUAAAGUAUCUGUUAUCUUGCUAAGUUAUUGGCCGUUGGCUUUUUCCGGUUGGAAGAAAACCAAUUUUUUUAAACAAGUUCAUCGAGCGCCUAGUCAAGAACAUUAGCUGUAAAAUCGGCAUUCAGAUGGCCGAAUUAAUUAAUUCAACACAAACGGCCCUCCAGCAAGCCUACGAUUAUUACUUAUGGACUUUAACGUUAUCAGAUAAAAGAACGAGAGGAUGGGCGCUAGUCGAUUCACCAGUUCCAACCCUUCUCUUCACUGCCCUUUAUCUCUUCCUUGUAUGGAUAGGACCGAAAUAUAUGGAAAAACGGAAACCAUUCAAGCUAACACCCCUACUUGUACCGUACAAUAUGGCUAUGGCAAUUUUGAAUGGAUAUAUCGCUUCACAGUUGCUUACAGCAUCAACAAGACUGAAGUACAGCUAUAUUUGUGAACCAUGUCGACAGAAAAAUGAUCCUGAUGAAUUGCAGAUUGCUAACGCUGUUUGGUGGUACUAUUUCUCCAAACUAUUAGAGUUUUGCGACACCUUGUUCUUCAUAUUGAGGAAAAAGAAGAAUCAAUUAUCCUUCCUACAUGUAUACCAUCAUUCAACAAUGUUCUUCCUGUGGUGGAUCGGAAUCAAAUGGGUACCAAGUGGUUCAACAUUUUUGCCUGCUAUGGUCAACUCCUCAAUUCAUGUUCUACUUUAUGCGUAUUACGGACUAUCUGUAUUCGGGCCAAGAGUUACCAAAUAUUUAUGGUGGAAAAAGUACCUCACCAUUUUGCAGCUUAUUCAAUUUACUUGUGCCCUUAUUUUGGGUGUGAAUGGGAUCAGGACAGGGUGUGAAUUCCCCUUGUGGAUGCAUUACACCCUCAUUUUCUACAUGUUGUCCUUCAUUGUUCUGUUUGGAAACUUCUACGUUAAAGCAUACAUCGAUAAAGGCAAUCAGGUAUUUUUCGGUAUGGACGUCGGUUGCGGACAAGGAAACACAUACGAAACUCACAAAUUCCUCAAGAACAAACAAAAGACUAACUAAAUGCGAAUCUGCUUUGUUGAUUUAUUUUAAAACUUGCCCAUAUUUAUAUUAAUUUACCUACAUAAACAAUAAUCGUUGCAGAGAUUUGCCAAUUUUAGUCUAGGUCAUUAGUAAGUUAUUCGAAGUCAUUAGUAAAUUUUUCCUGUACUUAAUCAGUUUUCUUCUAUAUAUGAGUGAAAACAAUAAUUUUCUGUUGCCUGAUAUGAUUAAACGGUUACCACUCACAGUGCAAAUUCCCAUUUUACUGUUCUACUUUCUUAUUAUUAGUUUUUAGUAUGUAGGUAUGUAUGUAGACCUGAAACGAAUAUUUGUUUAAAUAAAUGUUAUUGCUCUAUUGUUAUACAUUUUUAUAUAUUCUAUGUUAUAUUUACUUAAGUAGACAUUCAGAUUAUUUUUGGGCCGAUUGUAUAUCUCAAAUUUGAAAGAUUGAUAUUCCAACUCUUGCCUAAUAUGUUAGUAGUAAUGUUAAAGAUUGUUGAACAUUUGAGAUUAUCACCCCAAUCAUACAGGCGUAGAAUCUGCCAAUUUUGUAUUCAUUACUUAGUAAUGUACAUUAUGUAAAACAUGCUGACAAUGGUGUUGAAGAAAAAAUCGACAAUAAAUCAUUUAACGUUA
Dendroctonus ponderosae (mountain pine beetle) is the source of this 1761-nucleotide messenger RNA. RefSeq names its product elongation of very long chain fatty acids protein 4. Gene Ontology annotation, molecular function: fatty acid elongase activity. Gene Ontology annotation, biological process: fatty acid elongation, saturated fatty acid; very long-chain fatty acid biosynthetic process; fatty acid elongation, polyunsaturated fatty acid. The record is from RefSeq and is a predicted model, not a curated record. Lineage: Eukaryota; Metazoa; Arthropoda; Insecta; Coleoptera; Curculionidae. The coding region runs from base 253 to 1146 and encodes 297 amino acids. Gene Ontology annotation, cellular component: endoplasmic reticulum membrane. The transcript is spliced from 8 exons.